Messenger RNA from Caenorhabditis angaria, 3755 nucleotides. The record is from the annotation of a GenBank genome assembly. NCBI's taxonomy places the organism in Eukaryota, Metazoa, Nematoda, Chromadorea, Rhabditida, Rhabditidae.
AUGGAUUCACCGUAUUUCAGCAACAACACUAUGGUGUACGGUAGGUUUUUCUACAGUACCCCCGGGGGUACUGUACCUACAGUAAUCCCUCAGAAAGGUUUACCUGGGUUCAAAGUUUAUCAGUAUUCAAAAAGAGUUUUAUCAACAAAAAAUUUUUGUUUUAUUUUAUUUUUUUUUGUGAUUGUGUCAAACUAAAUUUUUAUUGAUUUUUGAUAACCGGAUUUUUGGCGGGAAAAUUUGAAAAUUCAAAUUUUGAUCUACCUUUCAGAUUGGUCAAUGUGUUCACCGGAAACCACCACAAACACAUCAUCAAUUCUGAACUCCGCCAAAGAAUGUGCAGUUUGUGGUGCUCCCUCGAAUGGCUAUCAUUUUAAUGCUCCAAGUUGCUCAGCGUGUGCCGCAUUUUUUCGCAGAACUGUCACGCUGAAUCGCAAUUUUCAAUGUGCUCAACAAUCGAUUUGUAGGGUUAAUUAUAGUGAGUUUUUGGGGCCUUAAGAUUCAAAAAAAAAAAUAAAAGCUCUCACCGGGAUUCGAUCCGGGACCUUGUGAUUUAUAAAUAAUUUAAAUUUUUCAGCAAUGCGUGUAAUUUGUCGAGCUUGUCGAUAUCACAAAUGUGUUCAGAUGGGAAUGGAUAGGUGAGUACUGUAGAUCGGCGAAAAAUUUGCCACGUGGAAUUUUUAGCGCGAAAAAUUUGAAUUUGAAUUUUCCACGUGGAAUUUUUUCAUUUCCAAAUUAAAUUUUGACACGUUUUUUUAAAAUCAAAAUUUGCCACGUGGAAUUUCUAGGCGCGAAAAAUUUAAAUUCAAAUUUUUCCACGUGGAAUUUUUUAGCGCGGGAAAAAUUUGAAUUUGAAUUUUUCCACGUGGAAUUUUCUGCUUAAAAUUUUUCAGUUCAAUUUUUCAAUUUCGGUCACGUGGGUUUUUCGGCGCGAAAAUCUUGAAUUUGAAUUUUUCACGUUGAUUUUCAUUUUGAAAAAUUGAAUUUUGCCACGUUUUUUCAAAUCAAUAUUUGCCACGUGGAUUUUUUGGCGCGAAAAUUUUGAAUUCAAAUUUUUCCACGUGGAGUUCUGGGGGCGAAAAUUUUGAAUAUGAAUUUUUCCACGUGGAGUUCUAGGCGCGAAAAAUUUGAAUUUGAAUUUCGCCACGUGGAUUUCUAGGCGCGAAAAAUUUGAAUUUGAAUUUUUCCACGUGGAAUUUUCUGCGCAACAUUUUUCAGUUCAAUUUCUUAAUUUUGGUUACAUGAUUUUUUGGCGCUAAAUAUUUGAACUCAAAAUUUGCCACGUGAAUUUCUAAGCGCGAUGAAUUUGAAUUUGAAUUUGAAUUUUUCCACGUGGAAUUUUUAGGCGCAAAAAAAUUGAGUUUAAAUUUUUUCACGUGGAUUUUCAUUUUGAAAUUGAAUUUUGCCACGUUUUUUUUCAAAUCUAAAUUUGCCACGUGGAUUUCUAGGCGCGAAAAAUUUUGAAAUUGAAUUUUGGCCACGUGGAUUUCUAGGCGCGAAAAAAUUGAGUUUAAAUUUUUUUCCACGUGGAUUUUUGGCAUCAAUUUUUUGAAUUCAAAUUUUUUUGGCACGUGGCAUUUUCGAAAUACAAUAAUCCAAAUCUCAAAAACUAGAUACUGUAGCUUGGUAGAUCAAAAAACCUCCCGUUUUUUCCAGAAGCGCAGUUCAACCGCGACGCGACUGCAACGCAGGUCGUCGAAAAAUGCUCUACCACGAGAUCAAACACAUCUCCUCAACAACUUCCACCAUCUCAAAUCCAUCACCUCCCCCACCUUCACAAAUUCCAGUUUCGCUGAACCUUUUCCAAGACUCUACAUCAAUUUUUUCAAACUCAACUUCAAGAUCCGGAAAUUCACUACGCUCAGAGUUAUUCGAGUUCGAUUUCCGAGGAAAUUUCGCCGAAUUUGGCGAUUCGCAAUGAUUGUUUUGAGGCCGAACAACUUUUGGACGAUUUAUUGAGGGAAGAGAGAUUAUUCAAUGAGAGACGCAGAAUGUUAUACUGUGCACAUUCGAGUAUUUCAGAUUUAUUGACUAAUGAUAAUUUGAAUGAUAUUGUAAGUUUACUGUAGCUACAGUAUUCCUACAGUACUCCCCGUUAUUUGCAGCCUUUCACCUGUUCCGAUCUUCGUCCUCUCACAUUUUCUGGAAUUCAAAAACAAAUUCGCCCGCAAAUUUUAUUGAUUUAUGAAUGGUUGCGAGGUUGGCGCCAUUUUCAAAUGUUGGACACAUCUGAUCGAUUUAUUUUCUUAAGACGAUGUGUACUGUAUCAUACUGUAUUGGAUCCCUCUUAUUUGACCUAUCGAUUGGGUGAGAUUUUGAUUGCUCAUGUUCCUUUAAAGCUACCGUAGUCUAACUCAUUUUUUCCCCAGGUUUCCCCACAAAAUACGUGAUGUUUAAUGCAAUGUAUGUUGGAAUUGAUGAAAAUGAUCAGACUGGUUGGGAAGAUGAAGAUUCUUGUAUUAAAUCGGAGCUCAAGAAAAAGUAGGUUUGAAUUUAGCGCCAAAAAAACACGUGGUUAAGUGCGCUCCACUGCAAAUAAUCAAUAAAUACUGAUUUUUUGAAAAAAAGCAAAUGCGCUCUACUGCAAAAAAUCAAUAAAUAGUGAUUUUUUGAAAAAAAGCAAAUGCGCUCCAAUGCAAAAAAUCAAUAAAUACUGGUUUUUUGAAAAAGUUUCAAGCAAAUGCGCUCCACUGCAAAAAAUCAAUAAAUACUGAUUUUUUGAAAAAGUUUCAAAUAAAAAAAAGCAAGUGCGCUCCACUGCGAAAAAUCAAUAAAUACUGAUUUUUUGAAAAAGUUUCAAAUUUAAAAAAAAGCAAAUGCGCUCCACUGCAAAAAACCAAUAAAUACUGAUUUUUUGAAAAAGUUUCAAAUAAAAAAAGGCAAAUGCGCUCCACUGCAAAUAAUCAAUAAAUACUGAUUUUUUGAAAAAGUUUCAAGCAAAUGCGCUCCACUGCAAAAAAUCAAUAAAUACUGAUUUUUUGAAAAAAAAAGCAAAUGCGCUCCACUGCGAAAAAUCAAUAAAUAUUAAAUAAAAUGAUUUUCAAACAACUUAUCCGAUUUUUUGAAGAGAAAAAGGAUUCGAAACAAAAUUUGAACCAAUCAAUUGAUAAUUAAAAAUUGCAAACGCGCUCCACUGCAAAAAUAAAUGAAAAAUGAAAUAAAAUGAUUUUCAAACAGCUAAACCAAAACAGUUUUAAAUAAAAUUUAAAUCAAAAAUCAAAGCAAAUGCGCUCCACUGCAAAAAAUCAAUAAAUAUUUAUUUUUCAGACUGUACCGCCCUUUAAUGGAGCGAACAAUAAAUGAAAUAAUAUCAGCAAUGCGUGCCUCAAAUUUAAGUUUCGUCGAAUUCGUUUUCCUGAAAGCGCUCGUCUCCUUCAAAGCCUCAGCUUCAUCAGACAUUUCGAAAUCGCUCAAAAAAUUCAUGCAUUCACACAUGGAUUUGAUGUUGAAGGUGGGAAUUUUCCCGCCAAAAAUUCUGAAUUCAAAAAAAAAAAAUUUUUUUUUUCAGGCUCUCUCCCUCCACUACCAAAGUUUAGGCCUAUCAAAAGAAGAAACUGCUCAGCGGACAGGGAAUCUGGUGCUUAUGAUGAGCAAUGUUUUUGUGAGUUUGAAAGUUUUUGAGCUAAUUAGAAACCAUAAUUAAAAUUUUGCAGGCUGUUGGUAUGGAAUGUCUUGAAUCGCAUCAAAAAAUUCAAUUUUUCGACCUAUGGCAAUUAGACGAUUUGCUAAUUAAGUUAAUUAAUCGAUCAGAUCGUUGA